CGGUGCGCGGCCGCAUGUGGGGCGCAGGCGGCGGAGUCUCCACCUCUUCUGGCAGCGGGAACCUGUGGCUGCCAAGCUCCAUUAAAGCCAUCAGCAGCCAGGGGGACGCGCUCCGCGGCGAAGGCGGGGUGGGCUGCGGUGCUUUAUUUUAAAAUAUAUACUUUUCUUUUUUCUCCCUCCCCAUCCCACCUUACUCCUUCGCAAGGCGCGGGCUGAGCAGGACGCCUGCGGGCUGAAGCCGGGGUGCCGCCGCCGCGGGCCCAUGGCUGCACCGCCGGGCGCCGCGCCCCGCUGAGCUCCGCGGGCACCGGCGGCGAGCGCGCCUCUGGCCGGGACACACAGCGGGCACCAUGCUCGGGUGCUGGUGGCUCGCAGGGCUGCUCCUAGCCUGCGCGGCCGCGGAGCCGCACUGCCGCCAGCAGCUGCGCCACCUGCAGGACAGCGCCGGGAUCGCCGCGCGGCUGCCGCCCCGCCUGGAGGGGCGCUGGGUCUCCACCGGGUGCGAGGUGCGGCCGGGACCCGAGUUCCUGACCCGCUCCUACCUCUUCUACACCAACCGGCUCUUCAAGGCUCUCCAGUUCUACUACUGGGACCCGUCCUGCCGCGACCCCUCCUACUCGCUGGUCAUCAAGGGCAAGCUCCGGCUGCGCCAGGCCUCCUGGAUCACCCGCGGGGCCACCGAGGCCGACUACCACCUGCACAAAGUGGGCAUCGUGUUCCACAGCCAGAGGGCCAUGCGGGAGGUGGCCUCCCGGACCAACCAGACCUCUGGCCAGGGCUGCGAGGGGUUCCUGCCCCCGGGGCGCUCCUGGGCGCCCGGAGCCCUGUACGAGGUGCUGAGCGCCAGGACGGAGCGCGACUGCACGGCGGCGCUGGGCUUCGCCAUGCACGAGCUGAGCCUGCUGCGGGUGGAGAGGCACCUGCAGCCCCUGCCGCCGAGCGGGAGCCGCCUGGUGGAGGAGCUGUACCUGGGGGACAUCCACACGGACUGGGCCGAGAGGCUGCACUACCGCCCCACCGGCUACCAGCGCCCCAUGCAGAGCGCCCUGCACCACGUGCACCCUUGCCCGGCGUGUGGGAUUAUCUCCGGGGCCGACGAGCAUCACCCGCCGGUGCUGCCCGCCCGGGCCGCGCUGCCCAUGCAGCUCAGCGGCAGCUGGGUCAGCACGCACUGCGAGGUGCGCCCGGCCGUGCUCUUCCUCACCCGCUUCUUCACAUUCCACGGCAACAACCACACCUGGGAAGGGCAUUACUAUCACUACUCCGACCCGCUCUGCAGGCAGCCCACCUUCACCAUCUACGCCUCGGGGCACUACUCGCAGGGCAUCCCCUCCUCCAAGGUGCGGGGCGGCACCGAGCUGGCGUUCAAGGUCACCCAGGCUCGGGUGACGCCCAUGGACCAGGUGACGGUGCUGAUGCUCAACUCCUCGGAGCCGGGCAGCUGCGGGCUGGCGGGCUCCUGGAGCGCCGGGCUGGAGCAGGAUAUCACACCCACCAAUGGAUGCUUGGCUCUGGGCAUCAAGCUGCCCCACACCGAGUACGAGCUGUUCAAAACGGAGCAGGACUCGCAGGAGCGCAGCCUCCUCUACAUCGGGGAGCGACCCACGGACGGCUCCAGCCCCGACAGCCCCGACAAGAGACCCACCUCCUACCAGGCCCCCCUGAUCCAGUGUGCUGCUGCCUCGGAGGAGUUCUCCAACUACAUAAGUCUGAAAUACGUGGGAAGAAAGGAUGCUAAUGGGACUGAAGCACUAAAACCUUUUCCUGUGGCCUUUUUAUUGUUAAUAGCACUUCUGUUUUUAAGAUGGGACUAGUUAUCUCUUCAGGUACCGUGCAGAAUUCAGAUAAAUCUUGGUGCUAGCGUGAUUUUUAUAUCCUUCAAAUGAGCACAUCUGGAAUCAGUUUUACUCAGAUUUGGAAACACUUUUUAAAAACACCCAAUAGUGAAUGAAGCCAAGGAGAUAUGCCUGACUCCACACUGUUUGUCCUGUGGCUUUAUUGCCUAAUUUCCCCUCUUUGCGUGCAAAUUUAAUGUAGUGACACGGAUGCACUGCACAUUGCAACAGAUAAUUUAGCAACAUGAGGGGGAAAAAGAGUGACAUCAAUUAAAAUUGCUGCUUUGAGCUUUUGACAUUGCUAAAAUUUAAUCAAGAGCUUGAUUCAGAUGUAAUUCAAACAUCCAGAGUGUUGGCUGCUGAGUUUCUUUGAGGUUAAGUUCCCUCCCAUCACACUCCUUUUUGCUGUUCAUGCAAAUUUAAUCUGCAGAGUCAGUCAGCAAUAAACAGUCAGCAAGUGUUCUUGAGAAGGGCACGGCUCACAUGCCUCUUGCAGAUAUUUUCUGUACUUUGCCUGUGUAUGUCCCACACAGGGACCCACAAACAAUCUUUGUACUUGGAGAUGCCCAGAACAGCCCUCACAGAGGGCUUGACUUUUUCACCUGACCCUGGCCAUAGAUUACAGUAGAUGGAAAACUUUUCUGUGCACACCAGCUGCAGCAUUCCCUGGCUGCAGCACUGCAUCCCUGCUGUGCUGCCCAGCUCUCCAGUGCAGAGCUGGCCUGGCUGUGAGACAGCAGCAGUGUCCCCAUGUCACUGCUGCCAUGCCUGGCACUGUCACCAUGUGCUGUGGGAAGGGAAAGAUCCCUCACCAGCCUUCCCAGGCCAUGCAUUUCCACUGCCUCCUUUUCAGCUCCAGGCACAGCAGUUGUUAAUCCAGCUCUCCUCCCAAAGUGUCACUUCCAGCCUCAUUCCUGCACAGAUGUUUUAUAAAUCUGCCUCUGGUGAACAAUGAGCUGAAGAGAUGCUCAGAUCAGACAGCACAGUCAGGUCAAACUGAUUCCUACUGACAAGCAGGACAAACAAUGAAAUUAUAUUCCCUGUCUGCUGCAGCUAAGCAUCAUGUAACUUCCUCGAGAAGCCCCUCUCCAGCAGCUAAAUCCUCUCCAAAUAAGCCUAUAUAUCUUACCCACAAAGGAUAUUUUGUUAAAGCAGCUAUGCAAUAGCCACCUUCUUAAUGCUGUAUUUAUGAACUUGCAGCUUGUACUUAGAUAAAUUAUGGGGUUUAUAACACAAAAAUACUUGGGGGGAUCUGUACAUUAAUAAUUCAAAUGAGAUGCUUAUUAAAUGCAUUACAGUUGUGACAUAAAUGUUGUCAGCAUGUUCACAUGUUCCAGGCAUGACCCAGUAUUAGUCAUAAACAGUUCUACUCAAAGGUGAUACACAGAAGGGCCAGGCUUGGCUGCUUUGCCUUGGGUUCCCUCCCUAAUCCCUGGAGACUUCAGCAGGCAAAUCUUAUUUCCAGCCUUGUUGGUUGUGCUCUGUUCCUGCUGCUGCACUGAGAUCCAUGGGCAGCUGGAAGUGAUCUCAGAGAAGGUGGUGUCUCCUUGGGGAUGUUCCCAUUAGGAUGCUGUGAAUUGGGCAAGUCUGGGCAGCUCAGCUGCACCUCCUGUAAGCCAAGCAGUGGCAGAACUGUUCCUUCAGGAGUUUCCCAUCACUGUGCUCAGCACAGCCCAGGGAAAGGCUCCUGUGCUCCCAUCAGCACAGGCACCUGUUCUGCAGGACACAGAUGCCCAUGGCAGGAAUAGGGAACAGCCUUGUGCUGCCUUUGGAGCGUGGCUGGAAGAGGGACAAGGCAAUUCCUGCCCUACAUUUACCCCCGUGAACCAGAUUUGUGUGCAGAUACUUGUUUCAUUUACACAGCAGAGAAAUGGAUUAAAGUUAACAAGUGUCCACGUCCUGCAUGGUAAAAGCUCUUACAAGCCACAGAUCCUUUCCAGGUGGGGAUGGGAUCAACAUGAUGUGAUUCCCCAUCACACAAUCAUGCAAUGUUAGCAACAAGGCCUUGGGCAGGCUCUGCCCUGCAGCAGCUCAGGCACCACUGGCUCCAGCAGCAGCAGUGCCCCUGUGAAACCUCAUCAGGAGCCUCCUUGUCCUCUUCCCCCCUCUCAGUACACCUCUGAGAGAAAAAAAAACCCACAAAAGAACUAUUUGCAUAAAUAUCAUAACUUUUAUUGUUCUGUUGACAGUUUUUGAAGACACAUUCCUAAAUUACACAGUUAUUCUCUCUUAAGAAUUUGUGCCUUUUUCCAAUUUGAAUUUGCCUGGCUUUGACUGCCAGUUGGUGAUUCUUGUGCUGCUUUUUAAGAUCAGAGAGCUGCAGUGUGCAGUAUUUUCUGCCUGUGAAGGUACUAGUGCACUAUAAUCAAGACAGUCACAAUUCUGAUAGAAAAACUCAGAUAACUGAGUUUUCUCUCACCCUCUCUAAGGCAUUUCACACUCCACCAGUAAUUUCUGAAUCCUUUUUUUUUGCAUCCAUUCCAAUUACUCAGCUUCUCUUGUAGAAUGUAAAUAUCCAAACUGCAUCCAAAAUUCCCAACUCUCCCAGCUGAGACAUACAGAAGGAUAAUCACUUACAGCUAACAGUAAUUAAAAACAAGAACACAUUCGUAUUCAUUAGGCUUUUACCCUGGGACAGCACUGGGAAUGUACACGGAGCUGUUACUCAUUCUGGUCCUGGCUAUGGAUAUUUUUGUUAUGUUUUAUCAGCAGUGAUUUUGUAUGUGUUCCUCAGUGACCUGGAACCAGUGAAUCUGCCAGGUCCCUGCAGAACCCUUCUCUGGGCAUCCCCAUUCCAUUGUGGUUCUCUCUGAACUGCAGCAGUGAGUGAUUGUCAGGGAACACAGCUCACUCUGAGCCCAAAGAGAACUGAAACCCAAAAGACAGAAUGAAAGGAUUUACACCAAGCUCUGUCAGGAACAUCCAUCUCCUUUUCCAUCCCUUUCCAGGGUGUUUCACUGUCCUGACCCACUGCCCACCCCCAGCAGCAGCUCAGACGCUGCCUCAGGUUCCUCUCUUGCAAACACUGGUCAAGGUUUCUGGGCCUACUGAAUUAAAAAAAACUGUUAAUUUUUAAUCCUGAGCAUUGCUAAGGAAUGACAUCACCUUUCCAAUUCUCUUGCAUCAUCCCUAGGUUUUACCUCCUGCAUCUAUUUCUUAACAGUUCUUCUGCUAUUGCAGAUUUCCCCUGAACUUCAGCUCAUCACCCUCUCUGAGCACUCCAACCCAUAUUUUUCUUUUCCUUUGGCUUGUGCUUUCCUUAUUUUUUACAUUUCCUAACUCCCAUUUUGAAUGGAUUGCUGUCUGCUCCUCUUUUUCCUAUUUGUUUUAUAUUACUUUCCAGCUAAUUUUCCCCUCAUUUCAUCACUGAAGUAGGAUGGGCAGUUAGCCAAAGUUGUCCCCCUUCUCAGUUGCAAAAUUAUUGGGUUUUUGGCCAUUUAAUAUCUUUCACUUAGAAAACUGUCAAUUCUACCUCAGUUUUUCAUCUAAUUUCCUCCCCACUCCCAGAUCUGAUAUGAAAUUUGCUCAGCUAUGCCCUUUUGAAGCACCAAUUACAUUUAUUAGCAGCUCACAUGGCUGUUUGCUGAGCUCCACUGCAAUCAGGAUCCCAACCUCAGGUUUGACAUUCAUUUAUCUUUAGCUGGCAUAAACAAGACAAACCCAAAUAAUUUCAUCUUUCAUGUCUAACACUGCUUCAGAAAAAUAGGUCUAGGACAUAGACCAGGAGCUUUAAUCCUGACUGCUGGGUUGCUUUCUACUACAAAACAAAUAAAUACCUUUUUACUGGCCCUGUGAAGAAAACCCAAGCCAAUGUGUGCUGGAAGUUGAUGGUAACAGGCACAUGUGUCUUAGUAAACUCUUCUACAUUCACUUCUUUUAGCACUUUUUAAAAAGAUUAAUGAUUUUUUAACUAGUCCAAAAAGGAAAAAUAAAAUAAUUUCCCAAGUCUCAAACAAUUUUCUGGCUUCCUGCUCUGAGUCUGAGCCUUCAGUACCUUCUUUAAUAUCAAAAGCUCCUCAGACAAGCUGCCUUUCCAAUUUUCUGCUUCUUUAGCAGGUGCAGAAGUUUAAAGCAUGAGCCAAGUCUGCCAAACAGUCCUGGGUCUGACACACAGCUCAAUUAGCAGUAACUUAUUUUUCCAAUUAACCACCUUCAUGCCUUCUUGUUUAAAAUACCUUAGAAUGCAUUAUUACAUUCUAGACUUCCCAGAUAAAAUGCAACACAAAAAAUCUGAAGCACUUUUGGAUACAUUAACAACAGUGUGCUACUGCUUUAUUUGAGAAAUAAUCCACAUGGAAUAAAUACAAAAGCCUGUCCCACACUAUAAAUAAAUCCACUGCACUGGAACAGCAGGAGGCAGCUGGAGACAGGAGAUGGGUGACAAGACUUGUCACUCCAAACUCCACAAAGAGUGAAGAGGAAGAAAAAACAAAGAGGAAGCAGGAGGUGAGUGGCUGUGUGGGAUGGGGAAAGGCAUCAGGACAGUCAGAUCUCCAUGAGAGAUCCAGGGGAGAGCCCUGCCAGGCAGGGAGCAGCAAACCUGGAAGGGUGAUGGGAAGAAAGAAACCCAGAUGGAAAACAGGCAGCAGGGAAGAAAAGCCAUUUAAAGAUGCUCAGCUGAACAUGAGUUUCCCUGCCAAGGAGCAGGGAAGGAACAGGGAUGACUUGGCCUGGACCAAAGAGCUGAGGGAGGGGAUGGAGAGAGAUUUGACAGCUCAGAACAGAGCAGGAGGGAGACUGGGCAGCAGAGCCUCCAGCCCCACUGAAAGGCUCCUUCGGGCUCAGCACUGAGGCAGAGAUUCCUGGCUCCAAUCACACUUGUGUGUGGCCUCCCAGUGAAAUGUGGAAACAGAAAUUGCUGCUUCAGCUCCCAGUUCCUCCCCACCACGUCAGGAGCUCAGGUCAAGAACGGGGAUCCACACACACAGAGUUCCCCUGACACACACGUGGGUUACACCCAACACCACAGUGCCACACUGGAAGUUCAGCUUUAAAAAUCCUGUUUAUAGGUAACUUAAGAGAAAUAAGGGCUCUCCAGGCACCAAAGCUGGGCAGUUCUGGACAAUUUCUGAGCAGCAUCAGCUCAGAUUUGAUCACUGCAAUGAUCAGACACUGCAAUGUGCUCCCCAAACUCACAGUGCACAAACCUGGUUCUGCCAUUUCCUAACUCCUGAGUGCUUGACUUUGUACAGCCUUAAUAAAGGCCUUUUAAAAGUAGCUCUCUGUGGGUAAUUGUGUGUGGGACAUUUGCCAAACUAAACAUGAGGGAGUUCAAGAGGCUUUUCUAAUCUUGUGAGUUUAUCCACCAAAGAAAAAGAUUUGAUUAAAAAAAUGAAGUACAGCUGAACUGGGAACAAUACUUUACUACAGGCUGUUCCUCAUAGGCACUUCGAAAUCUUGAAAGAAACCCCCACAAAAUUAGGAACUUAUUAAAUCAGAAAGAAAUGUACCAAUGAAGAAACAUAAACAGAAAUGCCAGAUGUAUAAUGUCAACUUGUAAUGCACAGCUUCAAUUAAUUCUUCUUAAUUCAUUUGUUUUCUUAACUUCUUUUUGUUUUGCUCUCUGGAAAAGGCCAUUUUCUAAUGACAGAUCACAGGAGGAAAGAUUCAAAGUUCAAGUUUACUCCAAGGAAAAGCAGCCUCAUUUCUGUGCCUGCAGACCCCACAUCCCUUUUGUAAUUUUCACUCUUGCAGAGGCUUCAGGACAAACUCAGGCCUGGACUGGGAGGCAAAGAGAUCUACAUGGGAGUUUAAUAAAGAUUUCAAAGUUUUGCUUUUUGGGUACAAAUGUGAAAUUAGUUGAUGAACAGGAACUGAAGCCGCAGGAAAUGGCAGAGGGAAUGACAGGCACAGUCACUCUGCAGGUGUGCAUGGUGCUCAUUAGAGUAUUACAUGCAAGAUUCCUGGCUGGCUCUCAUUUGUGUUAUUUUAAAAAUAAUCUUCAUUUAUCCAGCAAAAAAACCCAACCCAUUAAUCAACCAACUUUUAUAGUUAAGCAGAUUUGAGCAUGGAAACACAAUUACUUUGUUCUGUGAAGUGGAUCUUCUCAAAAUCCCAAACACAUAAACUGGAUUUCACUCACCACCUGCCACUUCUCCACUUCCUCACUCGAGGAUCUGGGCCAUGGAUGCUCCCCCACUCCCCAACCAUGGCACAGUGGCUCCCCAGGCCCUGUGCAGCACCAGUGCAGCACCAGUGCAGCUGUGACCCAGCCACAACAAACAGGAGCUUCAGAGUGUUAUUUUACAGGGGCUUUAAUUUCAAACAGAGGGAUUUUUAGUGGUGCUUUUUUCUUCACUUACUUGAUAUAGAAAACAGAACUCAGGAUGUGGAAUUUCAGGACAUCACAUAGGGCAAGAGAAAUACAGCUUCAAACUUCAGAGCACUACAGUGAAGCCACUAUUGUGCCUGAAAAUUAAGGACAUUCCACUGAAAAGACAGAAGUGGCAUUUUCUGAAGAAAAGGGAUGAUAGUUUUCUUCCACUGGGCAGUGCAACAUCAAGUAUGCCAAGACAUAAAUGAUCCAUUUUUUGUGCACCAUAAUGUAAAAUUGCUGACAAGAAUUGCAAGUUCACAUGUGCAGCAGAUACAAACCCUUCAUAGUUUAUUGAUGAACAGAAAUUCUAGUGAAUUGCAAAGUGAAGUUCCAACUUUAUCCCACUAACAGCAUUUCAGGAGGAAAAAAGUAACACCACCAUUGAGCUUUACAAUCCUGUAUUU
Messenger RNA from Oenanthe melanoleuca, 8555 nucleotides. It is a transcript of the gene APCDD1L, whose product is annotated as APC down-regulated 1 like. NCBI's taxonomy places the organism in Eukaryota, Metazoa, Chordata, Aves, Passeriformes, Muscicapidae. The transcript is spliced from 4 exons. Gene Ontology annotation, biological process: negative regulation of Wnt signaling pathway. Gene Ontology annotation, cellular component: plasma membrane. The record is from RefSeq and is a predicted model, not a curated record. Gene Ontology annotation, molecular function: Wnt-protein binding. The coding region runs from base 351 to 1814 and encodes 487 amino acids.